Vitis vinifera (wine grape) is the source of this 1048-nucleotide messenger RNA. RefSeq names its product proteasome subunit alpha type-4-like. Gene Ontology annotation, biological process: ubiquitin-dependent protein catabolic process. The record is from RefSeq and is a predicted model, not a curated record. The transcript has 2 exons. Lineage: Eukaryota; Viridiplantae; Streptophyta; Magnoliopsida; Vitales; Vitaceae. Bases 140 to 892 code for a protein of 250 amino acids. Gene Ontology annotation, cellular component: cytosol; proteasome core complex; proteasome core complex, alpha-subunit complex.
GUUUUGGGGGGCAAAAAAGUAACGAGACCUGUGUCUAUAGAAGAAGGCCUUUGGCUUGGAGAGUGGGCAAUCGAAGCUCAACUCUUCUCGGCUCUGUGCUCUCCAAAUUCUGAUUUCUCCCUCGUCAGUGUGAUACAAAAUGUCUCGGAGGUAUGAUAGCCGUACAACAAUCUUUUCCCCUGAAGGGCGUCUCUACCAAGUCGAGUAUGCAAUGGAGGCCAUUGGAAAUGCAGGGACUGCAAUUGGGAUCCUGUCAAAGGAUGGUGUUGUUUUGGUAGGUGAAAAGAAGGUCACUUCCAAACUCCUUCAAACCUCGACAUCAACAGAGAAGAUGUACAAGAUUGAUGAUCAUGUAGCAUGUGCUGUUGCUGGGAUCAUGUCUGAUGCCAACAUCCUUAUCAACACGGCCAGGGUCCAAGCCCAGCGCUACACCUACGCUUACCAAGAGCCAAUGCCAGUCGAACAGCUGGUUCAGUCUCUAUGUGACACCAAGCAAGGCUACACACAGUUUGGUGGGCUUCGACCCUUUGGUGUUUCGUUUCUGUUUGCAGGCUGGGAUAAGAAUUUCGGGUUCCAGCUCUACAUGAGUGACCCUAGUGGAAACUAUGGUGGAUGGAAGGCUGCAGCAAUUGGGGCAAACAAUCAAGCAGCACAAUCAAUGCUUAAACAGGACUACAAAGACGACAUCUCAAGAGAAGACGCAGUUCAGCUGGCACUGAAGGUACUGAGCAAGACAAUGGACAGCACGAGCCUUACUUCGGACAAGCUGGAACUGGCUGAGGUAUUCCUCUCUGCCUCUGGGAAAGUUAAGUACCAGGUAUGCUCAGCCGACGCCCUGAGCAAGCUGCUGGUGAAGUUUGGAGUGACCCAACCGGCUGCUGAGACCUCUUGAGGAGUACUAGAUACUGUAUUUUGGCUUAAUGCAAGUUUGAGGUUUACUUGGAUCAUUAUCUAUCAUCAGCAGGAUUUUGAAUUGUAUGCUCCAUUUGGUAUAACUUUGUGAAACACAUGAUGGAUUAUUGUGCUGAAAGCAACUCUUCCUUGUUCA